CACCCCGGAGGAUAUAAAUACAGAGAGAGAGAGAGAGAGAGAGCGGUACCUCCAGUCACUACUCGGAACCUCUCUUGGCCUCUCCACCGGACACCAGGCUCACAGGACCUCCGUUACAAUGAAAGGUCUGAGGACCAUCACCCUUACUUGUGUUCUCACCCUGUUACUACUGGCGACGUUUGUCUCGCAGUCGUGGGGCGCACCGAAGGGCUCUUUCCAACGAAGGAACUGGAGCCCGCAGGCCAUGUUGUACCUCAAGGGCACACAGGGACGCAGGUUCAUCUCAGAGGACCGAAAAGAAGGAGAUAUCUAUGACACAUUACACCUAGAGACCCGCAGUCAGAACACAGAGAAGCUGAGUGUGGACCAGGCCGCUACUGUCCUGCUCAACUUCCUGCAGCAGGCCAAAGAGGGAGCUGAUGAAAAUCCAGACGAGGUCUAUUUCCAGGAACUGCCGGUGUGGAAGAGAGAAUUCUUCUGAUAACCUUUCAUACAUUUGUAAAACUGCCAGAAGACACCAACAUAUUUAUCUGUGAAAGUAACUAGUUCAG
Platichthys flesus (European flounder) is the source of this 551-nucleotide messenger RNA. RefSeq names its product spexin hormone (gene spx). The record is from RefSeq and is a predicted model, not a curated record. Gene Ontology annotation, molecular function: neuropeptide hormone activity. The transcript is spliced from 6 exons. Lineage: Eukaryota; Metazoa; Chordata; Actinopteri; Pleuronectiformes; Pleuronectidae. Bases 119 to 481 code for a protein of 120 amino acids.